Molecule: messenger RNA, 1176 nt
Organism: Vigna radiata var. radiata (mung bean)
Lineage: Eukaryota; Viridiplantae; Streptophyta; Magnoliopsida; Fabales; Fabaceae
Product: isocitrate dehydrogenase [NAD] catalytic subunit 5, mitochondrial
Exons: 7
Coding region: 80-1159 (359 amino acids)
Biological process (GO): tricarboxylic acid cycle; isocitrate metabolic process
Cellular component (GO): mitochondrion
Molecular function (GO): NAD binding; magnesium ion binding; isocitrate dehydrogenase (NAD+) activity
Source: RefSeq, a predicted model, not a curated record
UACUUUCGUUUCUUUUGGUUGUAAUAACAAUUUGGUUUGCGUUUUUGCUGUGCGCGUGAGAAAGUGCUCGUGGUCAAGCAUGACUUUUCAGCUCCUGCGACGAACCUUCGGAGGGCGCUUCCUGCCAAACCCUAGGGCCUUCUCCUCCGCCGCUUCCUCUCCGAUCCGCGCCACUCUCUUCCCCGGCGACGGCAUCGGCCCCGAGAUCGCUGAUUCCGUAAAAAAGAUAUUUGAAGCAGCUGAUGUCCCAAUAGAAUGGGAAGAGCACUAUGUGGGAACUGAAAUUGACCCUAGAACGCAAAGCUUUCUCACAUGGGAAAGUUUGGAAUCUGUUAGGAGAAACGGGGUUGGCUUGAAAGGGCCAAUGGCCACCCCUAUUGGAAAAGGACAUCGCUCAUUAAACCUUACACUCAGAAAAGAGCUGAAUUUGUAUGCUAAUGUUCGGCCUUGUUACAGUCUUCCUGGCUACAAAACUCGAUACGAUAAUGUCAAUCUGAUUACAAUCCGUGAAAAUACUGAAGGCGAGUACAGUGGACUUGAACAUCAGGUUGUGAGAGGUGUAGUGGAAAGUCUCAAAAUCAUUACACGCCAAGCAAGUUUAAGGGUAGCUGAGUAUGCUUUUCACUAUGCCAAGUCUCAUGGAAGAGAGAGGGUUUCAGCGAUACACAAAGCCAAUAUUAUGCAAAAGACUGAUGGUCUUUUCCUCAAGUGUUGCCGUGAGGUUGCAGAGAAAUAUCCUGAGAUAACUUAUGAGGAAGUUGUCAUUGACAAUUGCUGCAUGAUGCUUGUGAAGAAUCCUGCACUUUUUGAUGUACUAGUGAUGCCUAAUCUUUAUGGUGAUAUUAUCAGUGACCUGUGUGCUGGCUUGGUUGGGGGAUUGGGCUUAACACCAAGCUGCAACAUUGGUGAGGGAGGUAUUGCACUUGCAGAGGCAGUACAUGGUUCAGCACCUGAUAUUGCUGGAAAGAAUUUGGCAAACCCGACUGCUUUACUGCUGAGUGGUGUUACAAUGUUGCGCCAUUUGAACCUCAACGACAAAGCGGAACAGAUUCAAAACGCCAUCCUCAAAACAAUUGCAGAAGGGAAGUACCGAACUGCUGAUCUUGGUGGCAGUUCAAAGACAACUGAAUUUACAAAAGCAAUCAUCGAUCAUCUUUAAAUUUUGGUUUGGAGUCA